AUGCCCGCUGUCCAAUGCUUUCGCAGGCUUUGCUCGCGCGGCGGCAAGAUCGCACCGGCGGACCUGGACAGCUUGGAUGCUAUCGGCCCAAGACCUCCACCCUCGGGAGAAGCCUCCAUAGUUGUGCUCUUCGACGUCGCGGAGAUUCAGAUGGCACAGUACUUGCUGGACCAUUCCGCCGCGGAACCCGGCAGACGCACGAGAAUCCUGAGAAGCCUCAAGGUUUUGCUGAUUAUUCCCCUGGUCGCAUGCUUCAACUACUGGCCCUUUGUCAUUCCCUUUGCAGAUCCUGCUGGUGGGAUGUGGGCUAAUUGGACCUACUUGAUCGCGCACAUCUUUGCCCUCAACUACAUCGCCGGUCGCUGUAUGCUUGCAGUUUGGACACGUGCUUUCCGUCCCGAAGACCUCGCAGAGGUUUGGUGCGUGAUGUGGUCGGCACCCUUGGUGACGCCCUGUGUCUGCGGGCUGAUACACGUCGUCGCCAGCUUUGCUGGAGUCUUCCCUGUGCCGCUCUCGGCGGCUGCUGCCUGCUUGCCUGCUGUCUUGGUCACCCAGAGAGUGGCGCAGUACUUCAUGCCUGCCCACGUGGUAACAGCCACAGUUCGUCAGUUCGGAUGGUUUCUCUUCGUCGUCAUCGGUGCUUGGCGAUGUGGGUGA
Molecule: messenger RNA, 657 nt
Organism: Symbiodinium natans
Lineage: Eukaryota; Dinophyceae; Suessiales; Symbiodiniaceae
Source: the annotation of a GenBank genome assembly